UAUAUAGAUAUCCACCACCCCUUCAAAGAGCUCCAAGCCCCAUCUAACUGCAUCCCACUGGUCUCCCUUUGCUCCAAGAUGGCACCAAUGCUUCAAGCCUUCUGGACCCAGAUUAUCUCCCACCUCCAGAUAUCCGACCUGGCCGUGGCGGCGCUCGUUCUCUUCGUCUUCAGCGCCGUGGCCCAGCGGCUCACCACCAAGGGCCCCAUGAUGUGGCCGGUUCUUGGCGCGCUCCCUACUCUCUUCUUUCACCUCGGCAACGUCUACGACUGGGCCACCGACUCCGUCACCCGGGCCGGCGGCACCUUCCCGUACCGCGGCAUGUGGUUCUGCAGCGCCUACGGCGUCAUGACCGUCAACCCGGCCAACAUCGAGUACAUGCUCAAGACUCGCUUCUCCAACUUCCCCAAGGGCCGCUACUACCGCGAGCGCUUCGUCGACUUCCUCGGCGAUGGCAUCUUCAAUGCCGACGACCAGACCUGGCGCCACCAGCGGCGCGCCGCCACCGCCGAGAUGCACUCCGCCCGCUUCACCGAAUACUCGGCCGACACCAUGCGAGAGCUCGUCCACCGCAGGCUGCUCCUGCUGCUCGAUAGGCUGUCGGCGGCCGGGCAGACCGUGGACCUCCAGGACGUGUUCCUCCGGUUCACCUUCGACAACAUCUGCACCGCUGCUUUUGGGGUCGACCCGGGCUGCCUCGCCGUCGACCUGCCGGCGAUCCCCUUCGCCAAGGCUUUCGAGCAGGCGACGGAGCUCACGCUGGUCCGGUUUACCGUGCCACCGUUCGCGUGGAGGAUAAUGAAGUAUCUCAACAUCGGCUCGGAGAAGCGGCUCAAGGGUGCCGUCCAAACUGUCCACAAGUUCGCUGAGAAGACCGUGUCGGACCGGCGAGCGGAGUUCCGAAUGCUCGAAGGAUCGAAUGAGAGGUCCGAUCUCCUGUCGAGACUAAUGGAGGCCGACCUCAAGGACGGCGCCGGCCAAGGCGGCAUGGAGUGCAAAUUCUCGGAUAAACUUCUCAAAGACUUCUGCAUCAGUUUCAUACUGGCCGGCCGGGACACCAGCUCGGUUGCACUGGCGUGGUUCUUCUGGCUGCUGCACCGACACCAUCAAGUGAAGGAACGAAUUCUCGAUGAGAUAUGGGAGACCAUCAAAAAGCGGCAGGAGUACGAAGUCUGCCACGGGGUCGACGACAUCGUCUUCACGGUCGAAGAGCUUAAAGGGAUGGAGUACCUCCAAGCAGCGUUGUCGGAGUCCCUUCGACUGUAUCCGUCGGUGCCGCUCGACUUCAAAGAAGCGCUGGAGGACGACGUUUUGCCGGAUGGGAGCGUGGUGAAGAAGGGGGCGAGGGUGAUGUACUCGAUAUACUCGAUGGCGAGGAUGGAGGGGAUAUGGGGGAAGGACUGCAGGGAAUUCCGGCCGGAGAGGUGGAUGAAGAAUGGGACGUUCGUGGCGGAGAACCCGUUCAAGUAUGCGGUGUUCAACGCCGGGCCGAGGCUGUGCGUCGGGAAGAAGUUCGCGUACACGCAGAUGAAGAUGGUGGCGGCGUCGAUACUGCUGAGGUACCAUGUGGAGGUGGUGGAGGGGCAGGAGGUGAAGCCCAAGCUGAACACCACCUUGUACAUGAAGAAUGGGCUCCGGGUUAUCUUUAAGAGGAGAGAGGGGUUGGCCACUCUGCAGUGAUUGGUGUUCGGAGAAAUUUGUAAUGGCAAUAUCCAAAGAAUUAUGCAAAUAUGUGAAAAAAUCUACUAUUCAAUGUCUAUAUUAAUAAAAUCUUGAAAAUUGUUAGUCACCUCCUUAUAUAUAUAUGGAAGAAAAAA
Messenger RNA from Elaeis guineensis (African oil palm), 1817 nucleotides. Its product is annotated as cytochrome P450 86B1. Gene Ontology annotation, molecular function: heme binding; iron ion binding; oxidoreductase activity, acting on paired donors, with incorporation or reduction of molecular oxygen. NCBI's taxonomy places the organism in Eukaryota, Viridiplantae, Streptophyta, Magnoliopsida, Arecales, Arecaceae. The record is from RefSeq and is a predicted model, not a curated record.